Ramularia collo-cygni is the source of this 1353-nucleotide messenger RNA. RefSeq lists its product as uncharacterized. NCBI's taxonomy places the organism in Eukaryota, Fungi, Ascomycota, Dothideomycetes, Mycosphaerellales, Mycosphaerellaceae. The record is from RefSeq and is a predicted model, not a curated record. The coding region runs from base 1 to 1353 and encodes 450 amino acids. The transcript is spliced from 3 exons.
AUGGUUUCUACCAAAAGUCGACCAAAUGGCCAGGUGGCCAGCGAGAAACCACAUGUCGUUAUCAUUGGUGGCUCUCUUGGAGGCCUCUUCGCCGGAGUCGCUUUGAAGGCGCACGGCUAUAACACAACGAUUUUAGAGCGAACUCCAACCUUCCUCCUGGACAACCAAGGUGCUGGCAUUGUUGCAGGUGGAGAUACACUAUCUUUCUUUGAAAAGUAUGAUCGAACGGGCAAACCAGUAGCAGUUCCGAGCUUCAAGAGGUUGUAUCUCAACCAAAAAGGAGAUGUCAUCCACGAAGAAGUCAAUCGUCAGAAUAUGACAAGCUGGGACUUGUGUUAUUAUUUACUUCGUGCCAACUACGACCGGGUCGAAAGCGGAUAUCUGGAAGAUGGUGGAAAGCUGCCAGAGGUGAGAGAGGGUGUUGAUGGGAGCGUGAAUUAUCGUUAUGGCUGUACGGUCACAUCCAUCGAAGAUCAAGGUGAUAUGGUCAGCGUAAAGUUCAAAAGAGCUGGUGAAGAUGGCGUUGAGGUUGAGGAGGAAAUCAAGAGUAGGCUGGUUGUCGCUGCUGAUGGCCCGAGUUCAACAGUCCGCAAGUUCCUCCAACCCGAGGUAGAACGAACAUACGCAGGCUAUGUAGUCAUACGCGGGACGGUCCCAGAACUCGAAGCCUCACAAUCUGCUCUCGAGGUAUUCCGGGAACGCUUCUGCUUCUUCCACGCCCCAGGGAUCCAAAAUCUGACCUACACCAUUGCUGGCCAGAACGGAAAUACCAAUCCCGGCCACAGACUGCUCAAUUUCGUCUGGUACGCCAACUUCCCCGAAGGAUCGCGAGAGCUGGACCAGCUCAUGACCGACAAAGAUGGUCGACGCCGCCACAUCACCAUCCCACCCGGCAAGAUCGCAUGGGAUGCCUGGGAAAUGCUCAAAUCCAAAGCAGACGACACGCUACCACCACAAAUGGCCGAAAUGGCACACAAGACUCGCUCGCCCUUUGUACAAUGCAUCACCGAUGUCAUCACCCCUAAGAACCUCUACAUGGGAGAUAAAGUUGUAUUGAUAGGUGACGCGCUCGCGGGUUUCAGACCUCAUACAGUCGCUUCGACUUCGCAGGCUGCGUUCAAUGCUAUGAGUCUGGUGGAGUGGUUGGACGGAGAGAUAGAACGAAAGCAAUUCGUAAAGCAGACUAUGGAGUAUGCGAGAUUGAUCCAGAAUCGAGGAGUGAUGAUGGGGACGAGAUCGCAGUUUGAGACGCUGGAUGUGGAGGAGUAUAUCAAAGAUCGGAAUUUGGCUAGUACGAAGCGCUGGGAUGAUGUGUAUCCUGAGUGGACGAGGGAGGGUUUGGAGACGGUGUGA